Phoenix dactylifera (date palm) is the source of this 3637-nucleotide messenger RNA. RefSeq names its product Pentatricopeptide repeat (PPR) superfamily protein. The record is from RefSeq and is a predicted model, not a curated record. Gene Ontology annotation, molecular function: protein binding; zinc ion binding; RNA binding. Gene Ontology annotation, biological process: RNA modification. Lineage: Eukaryota; Viridiplantae; Streptophyta; Magnoliopsida; Arecales; Arecaceae.
ACCAAAAGAUCAAAAAAAAAAAAAAAAAAAAAGAAACUGGCCAUUGUGCCCUUCCAACUGGGCUGGAAGGAUGCAAAAAAGGCUUCACCUGGCCUGCCUCAAGGCUGGAUUUGGGCCCAUUUAUCAGGAAAAUGUGUCCCCAUUGAAGCUUAACAUCCCAAUAACCAGUCGAACGAGCGAGAAGAUAACUCCAUCUCUCAGAGGGGGUGGAUGGCUUUGGUGGCCAACACCGGAGGGUGCUUCACCUCUCUCCCUGCCCAUCUAAAACCAAGCCCGACCCAAAACAAACAGCGGCAGCCCAAGCCUCCGUCCACCUCCCCCAGGGCAUCAUCCUUCUCUCUUCCCUCCACCGCUGCUUCCCGCCAAGCCCCCACUCCCCAUUCGCCACUCUCCAAACAAAUCCACAACCUCUGCAGCGAAGGAAGCCUCCACGAUGCUCUCCUUCUCCUCACCCAAAACUCACCCGAAAAUUUCGACUUGGCACCCCAUGCCGAGGCCAUCGGCACCCUCCUCCAGGCCUGCAGCUCCAAUCGCGAGCUCGACGUCGGCCGACGGGUCCACGAGCUCAUCUCCUCGUCUAAAGAACUCAUGUCGAACGCCGUCCUUACCACCCGCCUCCUCACAAUGUACUCCAUGUGUGGCUCCCCUUCCGAUUCCCGCCACGUCUUCGAAGGCUUGGAACGGAGAAACCUCUUCCAGUGGAACGCCAUGAUCAGCGGCUACGCUCGAAACGAGCUCUGGGAUGCAGCUAUCGACCUUUUCUACCGACUCAUGUCGACCACCGACCUCAAGCCGGAUAAUUUCACCCUCCCCUGUGUUCUCAAAUCCUGCGGGGGGCUUCUGGAUGUGGAGAUGGGAAGGACCGUUCACGGAAUUGCCCUGAAGUUGGGAUUGGGUUCCGACACUUUCAUAAGCAACUCGUUGAUAUCCGUGUAUGGGAAGUGUGGUUUUAUUGAUGAUGCAGCUCAGGUGUUCGAAACGAUGUCUGCCAGAAAUUUGGUUUCCUGGAACACGAUGAUAUGCGGGCUUUCUGAGAAUGGAUCGCUGCAGGAGGGAUUUGAUUUCUUUAGAAAGAUGAUCUCGGUUGGUGAAGGAAGCAUGAGACCGGAUGAAGCGACAGUGGUGACGGUGCUGCCCAUGUGCGCAGGGGAAGGAUGGCUUGAGAUGGGGAGAGCGGUGCAUGGGUUGUCGGCGAAAUUAGGAUUGGUUCAUGAGCUGAGGGUAAGCAAUGCCUUGAUCGAUAUGUACGCAAAAUGCUGUUGCUUGUUUGAGGCACGGCGCCUCUUCGGUAGGACGCUCGGAAGAAAUGUCGUGUCUUGGAAUGCGAUGAUCGGCGGGUGUGCAAGGAAUGGCGAUGCUGAUGGAACCUUCCAUCUUCUGCGAGAAAUGUCAGUGGAGGAUGGCGUAAUGGCCAAUGAGGUUACUGUCUUGAAUGCCUUGCCAGCUUGUUUGGGGCCGUCCGAGCUACCGAAUGUGAAAGAGCUUCAUGGCUAUGCGAUCAGGAAUGAGUUGCAGACCGACGAUUUAGUGUCGAAUGCUCUUAUCGCGGCUUAUGCGAAGUGUGGGUCGCUGGAGUCUGCAGGGCAUGUUUUUAAUGGCAUGGAGAUGAAGACGGUCGGCUCGUGGAAUGCUUUGAUCGGCGGCUAUGCGCAGAAUGGAGACCCAAGAAAGGCAAUAGAUUUAUUCCUUCAGAUGGCGUCUCUGGGCGAAGAACCUGAUUGGUUUAGCAUUGGCAGCUUGCUUUUAGCUUGUGCCCGUUCGAAAGAUCUCCUCAACGGCAAGUCGAUUCACGGUUUUGUCCUGAGAAAUGGAUUGGAAAGGGAUUCAUUCAUUAAGAUCUCACUUCUCUCGCUUUACAUCCAAUGUGGCGAGACAUCGGCAUCGAGAGUGUUGUUUGAUGCGGUGGAGGAAAAAGAUCCAGUGUCUUGGAAUGCAAUGAUUGCUGGUUACUCGCAGAAUGGGCUGCCGGAGGAUUCGCUCAAGCUUUUCCGUCGGCUGCUACGAGAUGGAUACGAGCCUUCUAUGAUUGCAAUGACAGGAGCCUUCAUGGCUUGUGCCGAGCUAUCGGCCUUGCGGUUAGGAAGAGAGGCACAUGGUUUUGCUCUGAAAGCCAACGUCUCCGAGGACGCAUUUGUGGGCUGCUCGAUCAUAGACAUGUAUGCUAAAUGCGGUUCUAUAGAGCAGGCCUGCAGUUUCUUUAGCAAUUUGAAGAACAGGGAUGCCGUCUCGUGGACGGUGACGAUCACCGGCUAUGGCAUCAAUGGGUUUGGUGCUGAGGCCAUUAAUCUGUUCGAUGAAAUGCGGAGAGAGGGACUGAAGCCGGACGCUUUCACUUACGUCGGCAUCUUAUUGGCGUGCAGCCAUGCGGGAAUGGUGGAAGAGGGUCUGCGGUAUUUUGAGGAGAUGAAGAAUAAGGAUGGUGUGGAGCCAAAACUGGAGCACUAUGCUUGCGUCGCGGACAUGCUUGGCCGGGCUGGGCGAUUGGCUGAAGCGGCGAGGCUCGUCGAAGAGAUGCCGGUCGAGCCCGACUGCAGAAUAUGGGGCGCAUUGCUUGGUGCCUGCAGAAUCCAUGGAGAUGUAAGCUUGGGUGGGAAAGUUGCCGAGAAGCUUUUAGAAUUGGAGCCCGACAGAGCCGAGCACCAUGUCCUCGCUUCGAAUCUAUAUGCGAGCGCGGGGAGAUGGGAUGAUGCGAGGAGGGUAAGGAAGAGAAUGAAGGAGAUUGGCCUGCGCAAGGAUCCUGGUUGUAGCUGGAUAGAUGUGGGUGGCCGGGUCUAUAACUUUGUAGCAGGGGAUAACAGGCUUCCUGAAUCUGAAGAGAUUCGAAUGAUGUGGAGGUCUUUAGAGGAGAAGAUACGUGGGAUCGGAUACGUUCCUGAUACAGCUUCGGUGCUGCACGAGCUGGAAGAGGAGGAGAAGUUGGAAAUUUUGAGGGGCCAUAGCGAGAAGCAAGCCAUGGCUUUUGGGCUGCUGAAGACGAGUGGGGGCACAAAAGUGAGAGUGUGCAAGAACAUAAGAAUGUGCAGGGAUUGCCACGAAGCGGCCAAGCUGGUAGCGAGAGUAGCAGGGAGGGAGAUCGUGGUGAGAGACAACAAGCGGUUCCACCAUUUUAGAGAUGGCUUCUGUUCGUGUGGUGAUUUUUGGUAAUUCUUAUCCCCAGACUUUCCAGCUCUUCCUGGUUAUUCUACAAAUCCACAUAUAUACUCGGUAUGGGUUGUUGCUUGUGGUGUAACGGGCCAAGAAAGUAGUCGUAGGGCGCGGUCGAGGGCGGCGAUGGAGUGCCGGACCCGCGGACUCGAGAUCGGAAAGAAGGUAGGGCCCGCGGCGACGGGAGAUUCCUCUGCCGCCGGCGAGCCGGCGAGUGGGAGACUGAGGGAGUCCGGAAAACCGAGGAAGGGGAGGAUAGCAGGGAAGACGGGAAACCGCUUGAAUCCUUCGCGCCCGUUGACCGUCGGAACAUCCCCCUUUCGUUUUCAGAUGCGUGCUGGCGGAUGGAUGUGGAAUUUUUUUGGGGCGCUUUGAGAGCUGUGCCGUGGAUAAUCCAACGGUCGAUGGGCGUGAAGGAGGGAGGGUGUAUGAGUGUGUCCUUCUUGGCCUGGUAUGAUAAAUAAGAAGACAAGAAAAACAACUCUUCAGGAAA